Messenger RNA from Rhagoletis zephyria (snowberry fruit fly), 705 nucleotides. RefSeq names its product fork head domain-containing protein crocodile-like. Gene Ontology annotation, biological process: anatomical structure morphogenesis; cell differentiation; regulation of transcription by RNA polymerase II. Gene Ontology annotation, molecular function: RNA polymerase II cis-regulatory region sequence-specific DNA binding; DNA-binding transcription factor activity, RNA polymerase II-specific. NCBI's taxonomy places the organism in Eukaryota, Metazoa, Arthropoda, Insecta, Diptera, Tephritidae. The record is from RefSeq and is a predicted model, not a curated record.
AUGCAUACGCUCUUCAGCGAUCAGAACUCCUUCUCGCGCCAUUACGCGCAGACCGCCGGCUACCCCAGCGCCGCAACUGCCGGCGCUAUGACAACUGCCUCGGCGGCCGCCGCUGCCCAUUACGCGUACGAUCAGUAUUCGCGCUACUCCUACCCGGCGAGCGCUUACGGUUUGGGCGCACCCCACCAAAAUAAGGAGAUCGUCAAGCCGCCCUACUCCUACAUCGCGCUCAUUGCCAUGGCCAUUCAGAAUUCCGCCGACAAAAAGAUCACCUUGAAUGGCAUUUACCAGUACAUAAUGGAGCGCUUUCCCUACUAUCGCGACAACAAACAGGGCUGGCAAAAUUCGAUACGACACAACCUCAGCUUAAAUGAGUGCUUCGUGAAGGUGGCGCGCGACGAUAAGAAGCCCGGUAAGGGCUCGUAUUGGACGCUCGAUCCCGAUUCGUACAACAUGUUUGACAAUGGUUCGUUUUUGCGACGGCGUCGCCGUUUCAAGAAGAAGGAUGUGAUGCGCGAAAAGGAGGAGGCCAUGAAACGGCAGGCGAUGAUGAAUGAAAAGCUGGCCGAAAUCAAGCCCCUUAAACUGAUGACAAAUGGCAUUUUGGACCACAAGCACAUGGCUGCCCAUGCCCACUUCAAGAAGGAACCGAUCAUGGAACUAGGUUGCCUCACCGGCAAAGACAUGCACACUGGACUGAGCACC